This is a messenger RNA of Carassius auratus (goldfish), 5208 nucleotides long. RefSeq names its product ubiquitin associated protein 2-like (gene ubap2l). Gene Ontology annotation, cellular component: nucleus; cytoplasm. Bases 206 to 3901 code for a protein of 1231 amino acids. The transcript is spliced from 31 exons. NCBI's taxonomy places the organism in Eukaryota, Metazoa, Chordata, Actinopteri, Cypriniformes, Cyprinidae. Gene Ontology annotation, molecular function: protein binding. The record is from RefSeq and is a predicted model, not a curated record.
UUUGAGACUCUGGUUUAUUGUCUGCGCGAGUCGGUUCGGCCUUGUUGUCGGCUUUGGGGAAUUGAUUUAGGACGCAAAAGAGUUCGUGGUUUGUUUCCUUCUGAUUAGAAGGUCGAUAAUAAAGCGUUAUCUCCACAUUUCUGACAUCCAGCCGGGUCUUUUGGUGUUAUUCCUUUGUAAAUACUGUUAUUUGUAUAUACUGUAAAUGAUGACUUCAGUGGGCGGAAGCCGGACCCGGGGCAACUGGGAGCAGACACCGGGUCAGACACAGAGCCAGUCACAGCACAAGCAGAGGCCUCAGGCCACCGCUGAGCAGAUCCGACUCGCGCAGAUGAUCUCGGACCAUAAUGAUGCAGACUUUGAAGAGAAGGUCAAACAGCUGGUUGACAUCACAGGAAAGGAUCAGGAUGAGUCCAUGAUAGCGCUUCAUGACUGCAACGGAGACGUGAACAGAGCCAUCAACGUCCUGUUGGAGGGCAGCCCUGACACUGACUCAUGGGAGAUGGUUGGAAAGAAGAAAGGAGUUUCAGGUCAGAAGGAAAGCGCACAGACCGAUGGAGGAGAUGAAGGGAAGGAGAACCGAGAGAAAGGAGGAGAAAGAGAUGUGGCACGUCGCAGAGGAGGGGCCCCGCGGAGGGGCCGUGGAGCCAGCCGUGGGCGAGAUUUCCGUGGGCAGGAGAAUGGGUUGGAUGGGGCCAAGGCAGGUGGAGUUGCAGGCAGAGGAAUGGAGCGAGGCCGUCGGGGAAGAGGCAGAGGAAGAGGUGGAGCUGGAAGGCGAGGAGGGAGGUUUUCAGCUCAGGGCAUGGGCCAGAUUGAUAAGGGCCCCAGAUAUGAUUUUUCAGGAGAUGAGAGUACGUUUAACCCAGCGGACUACACUGAGCCAGCCCAAACAGAGGAGAGCUACACAAGCGGCAGCUCUUGGAGUAACACAGGCAACCUGGAACCCGAGGAUGGAAACCGACUUGAGUUUACAGGUGGAGAGGGAACAAACUAUCCUCGAAAGUUUGACUCGGCCCCUGGUGCUUGGAGAACUGCCACAGAAGAGUGGGGCAUGGAGGACUGGAACGAGGAUUUGUCAGAGACCAAGAUAUUCACUGCCUCCAGUGUGGCAUCCAUGCCCGUUCCACAGGAGAAUGUCACUAUUACUGCAGGACAGAGGAUUGAUCUGGCGGUGUUGCUGGGGAAAACGCCUCCCUCCUCUUCCUCAGAGGCAGAGCCUGCUUCACUUGAAGGCCCACAGCCGCCGUCUCUGUCUCAGUCUUUGGUGUUCAGCAACUCAAAGCAGACAGCAUCACUGUCCCAGUCCUCCUCCAGUGCUCCUUACAGCCAGCACAGCAUGCCCUUGAGUUAUUUCCAUUUACUGUCCAGUCAGCAUCCAGAUAUGGCCAGUCAGCAUUCAGAACUGGUGAGCAUGCUCGGUAAGGGUUUUGGUGAUGUUGGCGAUCCAAAAGGAACCACUGGAGGCUCCACGACUGGUUCUCAGUUUCUGGCACAGAUAAAGACGGCCCGAGCUUUGGCCCAGCUAGUAGCCCAGCACUCACAAAGCGGCCCACCCAAUGCUGGUCCUUCUACCUGGGAUACCAGCCCCACUACACUGGGGCAGUAUGAUAUGAAACCUCAAACAGAGCCGGUGCACAGUCCCUUCACCAAACGGCAGCCCUACCAGCCCACUUCCACUUCCUCCUCCAUGAUGGAUGCCUUCUUGCAGGAAAAAGCCACACCUGCUUCCACCACCUCCACCCUACCUCCUCAGUCCACCCCAUUGUCAUCAUUGCCCCAGGCCGUCACCACCCCUCUCCCCAAACCCUCGGGACCCACCCCAGGUCAUCAAAACUCUUCCAGCCCAGCCGACCCACAGGCAUCCAGCCCACUACCCCUGCAUCAGCACAAACUCAAACAGCAGAAGAAGAGGGCUUCCAUCACAACCAAGAUUCCAGCCCUAGCAGUGGAGAUGCCAGGCUCUGCUGAUAUAUCUGGGCUCAACCUGCAGUUUGGAGCAUUACAGUUUGGCUCUGAACCGGUGCUUCCUGAGUACGAUGCCUCGGCAGCUGUUGCCACAACAACACCAGGCAGCCAAGGCCAGAACAGCCUUUACACAAGUGCAAGCAAUGAGCAAGCAACAGCCCUGUCCCACGCCAGUCAGAUGGAGCUUUAUGAGCCAAGAGCCAGUCAAACAAGGCGCUAUCCUCCUUCUGUGUCCUCCUCACCACAGAAAGACAUUCAGUCAAAGAAUGGUUUCAGUUCGAUGCAGACAUCACAAUCUUUGGAAGCUGCAGCAGGCUCUGCAGUGCCCAUGAAACCGGUGUCCGAAUCGGUCAUCCCACCAUUGGUUUCCAACAUAUCGUCAUUGGCUGACCCUUCAUGUCCUCCUUCCCUGCUGACUACAUCCAGUCAGACACCUCUGAGUGCUCUCGGACACGAAGACACCUCACCCAGCUCACUGGCCACUCCUCAGCACAAUAACUCCCUCCCUACACAGCAGAACAGUUUGGUACCUUCUUCUGUUCGCACUUCGAACACAAGUCUGCUGCACCCAAGUGUGGAUGGCGAUCCAAGCUUGCACUCGUCUUUCUCAUCGGUCUCUGGUGUGACUUCGUCUUCAGUUCCCUCACCCUCUUCAGUUACUUCAGCGGCCCCUGUUUCCCACCAUGUUGCCCCCUCUUCAUCUGUCAGUUCGGUCUCCGCGCAGUCUGCACUGGGUCCAGUCAGCAGUCUGACCAUGGGGUUGAACAGUGGUGCUGGUGUGGUUUCAAUGGCCCCGCCUACUGCAUCUUCAUCAUCAUCAUCAUCAUCAUCUGCUGUUUUGGCCACUGCAGCACCUUCAUCUGCCUCAUCGUCUCGCAGCGCGGCUGCCUCAGGGAAAGCACCUCCAAACCUGCCUCCUGGAGUGCCGCCCUUGCUGCCCAACCCUUACAUCAUGGCUCCCGGGCUGCUUCACCCAUACCCACCUCAAAUGUAUGGCUACGAUGACUUACAGAUGCUGCAGACCAGGAUACCACUGGACUAUUACAGCAUCCCAUUUGCUACUCCAACCACAGCACUGACUGGCAGGGAAGGCAGUUUGACAGGCAACCCUUAUUCUGCUGGCGACCUGUCGAAGUUUGGCCGUGGUGAUGCGUCAUCUCCUGCCCCAGCCACAACAUUGGCCCAACCCCAACAGACCCAGACACAAACGCACCACACCACCCAGCAGCCCUUCCUUAACCCAGCCCUUCCACCGGGAUACAGCUAUACAAGCCUGCCCUAUUAUACUGGCGUGCCUGGUCUGCCCAACACCUUCCAGUACGGCCCUGCCAUGUUUCCAGUGGCUCCUACCUCCUCUAAACAGCACGGUGUGAAUGUCGGUGUCAGUGCAUCUGCAGCACCCUUCCAGCAAGCUAGUGGUUAUGGAUCACAUGGAUACAGCACUGGCUAUGAGGAUUUGGGCCAGGCUUCGGCAGGGAGCGGGGAUUUCUGUAAGGGUGGCUACGGCACCGCUGUUGUUGCUGCCGCUGCUUCUGCGCAAAACAAGCCUGUCAGCUCCGUCACCGGGCCUGGAGUGGGUGUCUCUGUGACAUCAAGCAACACAGGAGUCCCUGACAUUUCAGGGUCUGUUUACACAAAGACGCAGUCUUUUGAGAAGCAGGGUUUCCACACAGGAACCCCCAGCGCUUCCUUUAGUUUGCCCUCAGCACUUGGGAGUGGCGGCCCCAUCAACCCUCCGGCUGCAGCGGGUUACGCUCCAGCCCCUUACAUGCACAUCCUGACCCCCCAUCAGCAGCCCCACUCUCAGAUGCUCCACCACCACCUGCAGCAGGACGGACAGAGCGGCUCUGGGCAACGCAGUCAGAAUGCCGCGAUUCAACAGAAGUCACAGAUCAACAAGUCGGGAUACAACAGCUACACCUGGGGAGGCAAUUGAUACCCUGUCCUGCCUCGUCUGGUGUUCCGAAGGCUGGAUUAGUGGAUCCUUUCCUUUCUCCCCAGAUAUCUCCCCCUUUUCUCUGUCCUCCACGGCGCUCCCUCGAUCUGUGCGGUCACCCUGCAGUACCAAUCUCAUUCCACUGGUGGUGCUGUGCAAAGAAAGAGAGAGAACUAAGGCGCCGCUCGAAGAAGGGGCACGGGGGAGAAGUCUUAACGGGGAGCGUGAUCUCGCAAAUAUAUGGAUAGUUACUUAGGCCUUCCUGAUCGGAGUAUUGAGUAUUUGGAGUUUAUAUUGUGUUCAAAAUACAAAAAAGCCCCUCCCCCCCCCCUCUUUUUUUGGCAUAUGUAACAGAUCUGUUUUCUAAAAGGACAAAAGAUUUUUUUUUUUUUGCCCUGUUCAUUUUCUUUUAACUGAUGGAUAAAAUGAAAAAUAGAGGUUUGUUAGAAGGAAGAGGGCUUUUUUUUUUUUUUUUUUCUUCACAGGUUAUUUCCCUCCUCUCUGCUUCUUGCUUGAUCAGCACCUGCAAUCCAAAUGUACAUGCACCUCCUCUGUUUCUCCCCCUGCAAUUAGUUUUUACCAAAUUUUAUUUUGGGAAAAGAUGAUAUCACUCUAAAUCGGCUAGUGCAGUUGUGAAGUUUAUUUUUUACCAAAUAUAAAUGGAUAUUUGAGAAAAAAACAAAUGUAUAGGUGAGUUCACAGGCUUCGGAUCUGUACUGCGCAUGUGUGUGCGUUUGGGUUUAUUUUGUGUGUGUGAAAUGAAUGAAUUGCAGCAUCAGGGUGGCCAGUGUAUGAAUGUUGUACUUCUUGAAUAGGCUUCAGUGUGUAUUCCUUUUCAAUUUCUUUAUUGGAGCCUUAUUGUACUCUCCAGAUGUGAGAAGUGCACUGGUCACCUUAUACUUUAUAGACUUAAUUUCUGCAAACUGAUAUAUUUUUGGUCCUUAUUAACCGCCCUUCCUGUAGCAGGGAGACUGGAUUAUGUUAAGGCAUGACUUUUGACCUCUGCGUUUUGCCAUACGCUUGAUGUUCUUCAUUUGCGAUGGGAUUCUGAGGUCACCCCCCUGUGUGUUUUUCCACAGCCUUUGUUGUCCUGUCAUACCUGCAGUCAUUCUCUCCCUGAAAUGCGCCACCUUCUGUUCCCAAAUAUAUUCUUUUAGUUAUAUGAUUAUUAGAAAUGUGCUGAUGGACAGAAAUGUACUAUGGGUAUUUCUUUCUUUUUUUUUUUUUUGUACUGUGCGUUUUAAAAAGAUUUAAAUUGAUAAACUUGUCUUGUACAUAUAUAUAUAUAUAAAAACACAAGUACUGUA